UCUCCGGGGUUGGCCUUGUCUCAGCCCUCAGAGAAAUCGGAAAUAUAACACACGAAAUACUCACUAUCGGGUGGUUCCUAUUUUUACAAAAAACCAAAUUUUCCAAAAAAAAAAACAAAAAAAGGACUAAAAAAAUUUUCUGAUCAGAAAAAAAAAUUACAGCCAUGUAUUGCGGGGAUAAUGGAAGAUCUUGUUUGAAUCUUGUGCCCAAUGUCUGUGGGGAGUUGGGGGGCUGGAUGCGUCAUCCCGUUACCCGCGAGGACACCAUGACACGGCUGGCCUUGAAGUACGACACCAGUAUUGGUCUGAUUUGUCGCGCCAAUCGCAUGCACUGGCAGGACGUCCUUCAGACCCGUCACUUCAUUUGGGUGCCGGCCCCCAGGAAGGUCAACGCUAUCGAGGAGACGCUAUUGCAGUACCGACUCCCACCACCUCCCUGCAGGAUUUCAUUGGAGAAGCCGCCCAAAGAAUUGGCCAAGAUCCCACCCAAAACAGCCAGCGCCCAUCCUCUCCUCGCAUUCCCAUUCCCAGAUGCCCUCCUCACCCGCCACCCGUCAGUCUCGGCGAACGCGAAGCUCCUGCCGCCCCACUUCUAUCGCCAGAGUAGCCCCAAUCCGAAUGUGCUGGCCGAGGAGGGGGAUCCCCUGCUGAUCACCACCAAAAUAAUAUGGAGAGACCUGCUGCAGCGAACCAGACCGAAAUAAAGCCACUACCUCGCA
Drosophila ananassae is the source of this 719-nucleotide messenger RNA. RefSeq lists its product as uncharacterized. The transcript has a single exon. The record is from RefSeq and is a predicted model, not a curated record. Bases 165 to 704 code for a protein of 179 amino acids. Lineage: Eukaryota; Metazoa; Arthropoda; Insecta; Diptera; Drosophilidae.